This is a messenger RNA of Nicotiana tabacum (common tobacco), 2003 nucleotides long. The record is from RefSeq and is a predicted model, not a curated record. Lineage: Eukaryota; Viridiplantae; Streptophyta; Magnoliopsida; Solanales; Solanaceae.
GUCUUCUUCCAUGUCACCUCAAAAAUCUUCAACAAUUCUCUCUCCCAUUUUCCUUUCUUUUUUUCUCUCACACACACACAAAGAUACCAAGAAAGUAUCUAAUUGUGAAUCUUUAACAAACCAAUACUACAAAUAAACCAAAAAGCUACAAUCUUUACAGUAGAAUAUUCAGUUUGAAUACACAAAAAGAAAGAACAAUUGUGUGUUGUUGUGUUACAAGUGAGUAAUAUGGGAAAAGUGGUGGUGGGUGCAGCAGUAGUAUGUACAGCUGCAGUAUGUGCUGCUGCUGUUUUAUUAAUGAGGCACAAAAUGAAAAAUUCAGGUAAAUGGGCUAAAGCUAUGGAUAUAUUGAAAGAGUUUGAGGAGAAAUGUGAAACUCCAAUAGGAAAAUUAAGGCAAGUGGCUGAUGCUAUGACUGUAGAGAUGCAUGCUGGUCUUGCUUCUGAAGGUGGUAGCAAACUCAAGAUGCUUAUUAGCUAUGUUGAUAACCUCCCCACUGGGGACGAAACCGGUCUGUUUUAUGCAUUAGAUCUAGGCGGCACAAACUUCCGUGUGAUGCGAGUGCAGUUGGGCGGGAAAGAAAAGCGUAUAGUUAAACAAGAAGUUAAAGAAGUUUCAAUUCCAAAGAAUGUGAUGGCUGGAUCAUCAUCUGAUGCGUUAUUUGAUUUUAUUGCCACGGCGCUUGUAAAAUUUGUUGCUACAGAAGACGACGAUUUUCGUCUUCCACCCGGUAGACAAAGGGAGCUGGGCUUCACCUUCUCUUUCCCAGUUAAACAACUGUCAAUUGCAUCAGGGACUCUUAUUAAAUGGACAAAGGGCUUCUCCAUCGAUGAUACGGUUGGGCAAGAUGUUGUUAGAGAGUUAACAAAAGCAAUGGAAAGGGUCGGUCUUGACGUGCGCGUGGCUGCUUUGGUCAAUGAUACUGUUGGAACAUUAGCAGGAGGUCGGUAUAACAACCCUGAUGUCAUUGCUGCAGUAAUAUUGGGUACUGGAACCAAUGCAGCAUAUGUUGAGCGGGCAAAUACAAUUCCCAAAUGGCAUGGCCUGCUGCCUAAAUCAGGAGAUAUGGUUAUUAACAUGGAAUGGGGUAAUUUCCGCUCAUCACAUCUUCCGGUAACAGAAUACGACCAAAGUCUUGACACUGAGAGUUUAAACCCCGGGGAGCAGAUUUAUGAGAAGAUGAUUUCCGGGAUGUAUCUUGGAGAAAUUUUGCGCAGAGUCUUGUGUAGAAUGGCUGAAGAAGCUUCAUUUUUUGAUGAUUAUGUCCCACCGAAACUGAAAACUCCAUUCAUAUUGAGGACUCCGGACAUGUCUGCUAUGCAUCACGACAAGUCUGCUGAUCUCAAGGUGGUUGGCGACAAGCUGAAGGAUAUCUUAGAGGUACCUAAUUCUACCUGGAAAAUGAGGAAAAUAAUUGUAGAGCUAUGUGACAUUAUUACCUCUCGUGGAGCUCGUCUUUCUGCAGCAGGAAUUGUGGGCAUCCUCAAGAAAUUGGGAAGAGACACUUUGAAGGAUGGAGAGAAGCAGAGGUCAGUAAUAGCUGUUGACGGCGCAUUGUUUGAGCAUUACACAAAGUUCAGAAAUUGCAUGGAGGGAACUAUCAAAGAGUUGUUGGGAGACGCUGCGGAAAGCAUAGUCAUUGAGCUUUCGAAUGAUGGUUCAGGCAUUGGAGCUGCACUAUUGGCUGCUUCUCAUUCACAAUAUCUCGGACUCGAGGAAUCUUGAUCAUGGUCAGAGUGAUAGAAAAAGCCUGAGAUGGUUUCUACAUUUUGUAUCGCCCCAUACCUCGUAAAAGAGAACCCUCUUCUUUCGCCCCAUACAUUUGGGUAAUGAUGAUGAUAUGAGUUGAGCUUAAUGAAAAAGUGAGGAUUCAUAUCGUCGACCCCAACAUGUUUGGGACUGAGUCGUAGUAGUAGUUGUCAUUUAGUUGCCACAUUUUUUUUGUAAUCUUUACAAGAUUCACUAUUGCCAAUAAGUUUUAGUAGUGAGGUAGUUCAAUCUUC